AUGACUGAGAAAUCAGAACUUAAUAGAAUUCAUGAGCAAUACCUGCUUGAAAAAUUGUUAAAGAAUCACGAAAGCAUUCAAUGCAUUCAAAACAUAAUGAAGAGACCAAAUAAGGAUCCAAGCUUUAGCUAUGAUGAAUUAAACAAGCAUGGAAAUAAAAAUUAUCUAAUUUUGUAUUAUAAGAAGAAACAAAUUGAACCAGUUUCAUAUAUGUCAGAAGCAGAACUUUAUAGAGAUUACCAAGUCUCCAUGAGUAAAAGAAUUGCGAUGGAAAUUCCAAAUCUAACAAAUUCAAUCAUAUUAAAAGAAAGCAUUUUCAAUAAAGUUAAGCUUAUGCACGAUAAAAAUCUCCUUUACUGCCUUAAAGAGACUCUAUCUAACAAUGCAAAGGCUAUAUUAUCAGAAAUUAUUCUAUUUUCAAGAGAUUCUACUGAAUUUGAUAUUUCAGCUAGCAAUGCAAUCACAAUUUUGAAUUAUACAAGCCAUUUUAUUAAAAUGAAGGAUUUUCAUGGAAUAAGAAUCCCAGAAGCUGAUUUAUCUCAAUGCAGCUUAGCCAAUGUAAAUUUUGAAAAUAGUUUCUUGAAAGGUGCAAAUUUAUCUAAUACUUUCUUUUACUGUUCAAAUUUACAAAAUUGCAAUCUAGAGGAUACUUAUUUUGAGCAAAAAAGGCCAAUGCUUUUGAAAAAUUCUCUUUAUAAGUCUGAAAUCACUAUUUCUAGUUCUGGGAAAUAUAUUGCUUAUAUUGAAAGCUCAAAAAGCAGAAGAAAGCUUGGCAUUGCCAUAAUUAAACUAUUAAAUAAAAAGGUUAAACUGGCCAUAAGUGGGCAAGCCUACUAGCCUUGCCUCAUCUCGGCUCCAAAAUAGCCUCCUGAGACAAAAAGAGGGAAAGAAAUGCUACCAUCUGAAUUUCGAUCUGAACCGCCUGCCCCAAGGAUGAGCUCCCUAGGGUAGAGCCACCAUCUAUAGAGUGCCCAAUGGUCCUCACAAGGGAAGACCAUGUGUUAGGCAAAACCAUUCUAGCUCACGUGGCAAGUACAGGAAAAUCUUCAGGGGAGAAACAAACUUCGCUCUUCGGGGAGGUUAAAAUCCAACCAUUUUAUUUCUAUUCAUGUCAUAAGGAAUAUAAUAACUCAAGAGAUAAUCACAGAAAUUAACAUAGAUAGUGCUUAUAAGCAUGCAUUUGAAUUUUCAGCAGAUGAAAAGUACCUUGCUAUAGGAUCUGAUAUCGAUUUAAAGCUAAUAGACUUAAAUAACGGACAAAUAUCAAUGUCUACUAUGAAGGACUCUGAGAAGCUUGAUUUUUUAAAAUUCUCAUUUAACAGCAAUCAUAUAGCCUUAGCCUCCUCAAAAAUUAUUUAUUUAUGAUCUGUAAAUUCAAAGUUAAUAUUAGUAAACAUCAUUAGAGAAGCAUCGCUGAUUAAAAAUCUUCUAUAUUCAAAAUUGUCAAAUUUUAUGAUACUAAUAGCAGAGGCAAGCAUUAAGUUUUACGAUUUAUUUGGAUAUAGAUGUAUGAGAGCAAUAUCUGGAAAUUUUGAGAAUAUUACUUCAAUUAAUCUUUCUCCUUGCGAAAAGUACUUUAUUCUUUUUGUUAAAGCGGAAUUGAAGAUUAUAAAUAUCGAAAACUUUGAAAUAAAAUUUAACAAAAAGUUUGAUGCACCAUUAUUUGUCAGUAUUUCUCCUUAUGGGCAGUUUCUCUCGCUUACUUCACUCUCGUGAGCUAACAAAAAUUGUUUGCUCUUGACAAUGGCAUUAAUUUUUUUUGGUGUUUUUUGGAAAUUAAAAAAUACCAAAUUACAAAAAAUUAAAAAUAAAAAUUAAGUAGUUUUUUAGAAUUUUGUUUUAAAAUGCAAGCUGUUUAAAGUUAACUAUGCUAAUUAUCACUUAUAUAUCAGAAUAUUUUUAAAAUAAUCUUUGCUCAUUCUAAAAAUAGAGUUUUUAAAUGGUUUUGCUCUCUUACGGAGAAGGGGAGUUAGCAACUGUAGCAAAUCUAAAAUUUUCAACCUUGAGUCACAAAUAUUUUUAAAUGAAUUUAAAUGCCAUGAAAAGAAAGCAAAAAGAGUUAUAUUUUCGCCCAGAGGCGGGUUUUAUUUAAUGGCGAAUGAUGAUUAUUGCUUAAAAUUCUUUAAUUAUGAUGAUAAUAUUGAAUCCCAUAAAUUUUAUGAAAAGAAAAUUUAUAGUAUUUCUUUUUCAAGUCAUCAAAAAAAGCAUUAUCUUGCUAUCUCAAGAUCAGAUUCCUGUAUAAUAUGAGACUUAGAUAGUUACAGCCCAGUCUCUAACACUCCAGAUUUUUACUUUUCUUCACAAGUUCUAUUCAUGCUCAGUGGGAAAUUCUUGAAACUCUGGAAUCCAACUACUCAAAAUAAAACAAAUUAUCGAUUUAAUGAUGAAAUAAAUAAGAUUGGAAUUUCUCCCAGUGGAAAAUAUGCAGCGAUUGCAUAUGGAGGGCAAACUGUUGAAAUCAAAGAUCUUGAAUUAGAUAUGACUUUAAUUACAUGAAACUCAAGGUUCGAUGAUAUUUGUAUUUCAUCUUCUCCAUGUGGGCAAUAUUUCGCUAUUGCAGUUUAUAAUAAAAAUGCAAAUGGUUUUCAUCCUUUACCAAAAAAAAUUGUGAUAUGGGAAAUCAGAACUAAGAAGAAAGAGUUUGAGCUUCCCAUCAAAGAUUUUGACAUUAGAGCACUGGCUUGUUCUCCUUAUGGUCAGUACCUUACCUUUGGAUAUGAAGGAAAGCUGAACUUUUGAGAUAUCAAAAAGGGUAAAGAAUUAUUUUGCCUCUUUGGGCAUAAAGCAAAAAUUUCUUCAGCAGCAUUUUCAUUUUCAGGAGCUUUUCUUGCCUCUGGUAGCGAAGAUAGAAGCAUAAUUUUAUGGGCGAUUGAAGAAAAUAGCCAAGUUACAAAAAUUGCACAAGUAUUGGCACAUUCUUCUUCGAUUUUAUCAAUUACCUUUAGUUUAUGCAAUAAAUAUUUUAUUUCAUUGGGACUUUAUGGCGAAAUAUUUGUAUGAAAAAUAAAAAGAAAUUUAAGUGGAAAAGAUAUAACUUUAAACUGGUCGAACAAAAAUUUUCAAGGAGCAAGUGUUUUCAGUACAAACUUCAAUAAUUGUAAGCUGAGUCCAGAGAAUAAAAAUUUUAUAGACUUUGCAAAUAAAUGAAAUAGUCAACUUGAAAUCGAUGGAUCAUAUAUAUAA
This is a messenger RNA of Blepharisma stoltei, 3183 nucleotides long. NCBI's taxonomy places the organism in Eukaryota, Ciliophora, Heterotrichea, Heterotrichida, Blepharismidae. The record is from the annotation of a GenBank genome assembly.